Messenger RNA from Hydra vulgaris (swiftwater hydra), 574 nucleotides. Lineage: Eukaryota; Metazoa; Cnidaria; Hydrozoa; Anthoathecata; Hydridae. The record is from RefSeq and is a predicted model, not a curated record.
UAAAAAAUUGAGCAGUUAAAAGUUUAAGAAAAAAUGGAUUUAGCUCUUAUGCUAUCAAAUAACUUUCUUACAUCUGUUCCAAAUUUCACACCUGAAAGACUGCAGUUUAUGAGUAAUAAUGAUAUAAACCAAUCAAUCGAAUGCAUUGAAUUUUUAAAAACAAAAGUUAACAAUACAGACGUAUCAAACCGUGGCGAUAAUUUGGUUUUGGUCAAAAAAUAUACUUUAAAGGUUUGUGAAACGUUUAUUUGUGCACUGCGGUUACGUAGAGGUUCAGGAAAUACUUUAGAGAUAUGUCAAGAUGUAGCAACUAUCAUAAGCAACGCUAAAGAACUUUGUGAAGACAUUUGGAAACUUAUUCAGAAAGAUAAAAAAGCUAUUUCAUUUGGUAAUGAAAUUUUACAAAAGGUGGAAAGAGAAGUAGUAAAUGAAAACCCUUCAAAUGAAAACAGUUCGUUUUUUGGUAAAGUUAAAGCGUAUUUUGCAUCGCUUGAUUCUUCGAAUGUAUAUGCAAUAGUCAGUAUUGCUCUGAUUUUAGGAUUGAUAGUCUUAAAGAAUAAAUGAUAAAUAAAGA